Messenger RNA from Brenthis ino (lesser marbled fritillary), 1335 nucleotides. NCBI's taxonomy places the organism in Eukaryota, Metazoa, Arthropoda, Insecta, Lepidoptera, Nymphalidae. The record is from the annotation of a GenBank genome assembly.
AUGAAUAACAAAACUUGUUACAAUGAAGAUCCCUUUGACUACAUCAAAGUUAGUGAAGAUGAAGACGAUUCUAAUGCUGUAGAAAUUCCUUGUGAAACAGACGGAACUCUAUUACUAUCUACACUUGUAGCACAGUUUCCUGGAGCAUGUGGGCUUAAAUAUCGCCAUCCUGAAAGUAAAACAAUUCGUGGAAUACGUCUUAGUGAUGGCAAAUUGCAUCCACCGAACGAAGCCGGUUGGGGUAAACUACUAUACAUAUGUGUUUUCCCUAAAGAAAAUAAACGCAAGAUGGAAGAUGUAUCCCCGGAAAAUUCUGCAGCUAAAACAAAACGCUUGGAAAAGAAACUCACUUGCUCUGAUUUGAUAUGUCUUGGCUUGCCCUGGAAAUCAACUGAAGAAUCUAUCAAGCAAUAUUUUGAACAGUUUGGAGAGGUUGUAAUGGUUCAAUUAAAACGAGAUAAAAAUGGAUCUUUCAAAGGUUUUGGUUUCAUAAGAUUUGCUACGUAUGCUUCUCAAAUGCGCGCUCUUGCUCAAAGACAUAAUAUAGAUGGUCGUUGGGUGGACGUUCGUAUUCCUAAUUCAAAAGAGGGUGUAGUACCACAAAUGCCGUGUAAAGUUUUUGUCGGUAGAUGCACUGAGGAUAUGACUGCUGAUGAUCUUCGAGAAUAUUUCUCUAAAUUUGGUGAAGUAACAGAUGUUUUUGUUCCCCGACCUUUUAGAGCGUUUGGAUUUGUUACAUUUUUGGAUCCAGAAGUAGCACAAAGCCUAUGUGGUGAAGAUCAUGUAAUCAAAGGAGCAUCAGUUUCUGUAUCAAGUGCAGCACCAAAAAUUAAAAGUAAGUCAAACCCUAACUGGAAAGAUGAUUCAUAUGGGCCUAACAACUGGGAAGGAAACAGAUCAAGUUCUGGUGGAUCUGGCAGCAACCCUAGUAACAACAAUAUAGAUACUUUAAACAUGCAAAAUUUGGGUAUAAAUCCAAAUGGUGGCCCACCAGCUAAUUUUAAUUUGCCAAUAAGCCUUGUGGCAGCUGCUCUUAAUCAAGCUGGUUGGGGUGGCUUUUUAGGUGGUCCAGGUAAUUCAGGGCCAAGUAAUUGGCAGGGUGGCCCUCCACAAGGUAGUUCUGGCAAAAAUUGGAAUAAUAAUCAAAAUUGGGGUCAAAAUGGACCCCCACCAUCAUGGAAUCAAAGUAACAAUCCUGGCUGGAAUGGUGGCAAAAGCGGUAAUUGGAAUCAGGGCAAUUGGCCUAAUGGUCAAGGUUGGGGAGGCAAUGGUGGAGGAGGAUCAGGAAAUUCAGGGUCUAAUAGUGGAUGGAAUAAUAAUAGCAAGCCCCAAACA